UUGUUCUUUUCUAGGAAAAAAUGUGUGCUUAUUUCCCAUAAACAUUACAGAUAGCAACUUUAGCAAGCCUGUAUAGUAUGCAAUAGUAACUAUUUUGACUUUUUCUAUAUGAGUUUAGGCAAAGCACGUAUGCACGUGAUUCCUGUUUGUUGGUCUUAGCUGCACAUGGUCUCUUUUGGCAUCAGUUAGUCUGUAGUUAUUUUAAGUUAAUUCAUCCCCCAUUUUGGAUUUGCUGUUCUCUCUCACUUUGAAGAGCACAUGCUAUAGAACAUCUCACUUGAAUGUUUUAUGAAACCUUUAUUAUUUUUAAGUCAACUUGCUUCACUAGUUUUGUCAAAGAAAACCAAAGGUGCAUUACACUGUACAUUGCCAUUGCUAAUAUGGUAUUGUUAUCUUGAAAUUGGUUGCCCAGAACAUGUUUGUUGGAAAACACUCAUUCAAAAACUUAUGUCCUACUCUUCUAGUAUUUACACACCACUUAGGACAGCUUAGAGCAGUUAACACUGACAAUAAACACAAGGGAAUGUAAUAAAAUAUAAAAUGUAGAAUAGGUUAAUUAUGCGAAUGGAUUUGUUAAUAACAUUUAUAAGCAGAUGCCCUCUUGAGCAUGAAUGUCAUGCCCAGACAAUGAAAGACAGUCAAAGGGUGCAUCUACACUGUAGGAAUAAUGCAGUUUGACACCACUUUAACUGCCAAGGCUCCAUCCUACAUAAUCCUGGGAUUUGUAGCUUGGUGAGUCACCAGCACUCUUUGGCAGGAAAGGCUAAAGACCUUGUAAAACUACAAAUUCCAGGACUCCAUAGGAUGGAGCUACAGCACUUAAAGUGAUGUCAAACUGCAUCAUUUCUACAGUAUAAAUGCAUCCAAAGCCUGCUAUAUUCUUUUGAUAGGCCCUGUGUGAGAGGUGGUGGUGUGGCCCUGGUUGCUGCUCACCUUCUGCUUGUAUAUACUAAUUACUCUGCUUGUGAGAUGAACUACGGUAGUAUCUCUAACAUCCCCAAUAGUAAAUGUGUUUAACUACAAGGAGCAGAAGCCAGCCCCAUUUUAUUUCUGUUGCCAUUAUGGUCCUUCCAUAAGUAGAGCCUUUCCACUCAUACAAAGCAGAUCCUGGAUCCAGUCCAUAGGAUAGUGUACUAUUCAACACAAUAUGUUUCCUUUAUGGAGUAAUUACAAGUUUUGCUUAGGGCUAGACAUAUAGCAGAGAAUUGUGUAAAGGAAAGGAUAAUGUAUAUACUUGACUAUAAGUCAAUCUCAAGUAUAACCUGAGGAUAAGUUUGGAAGCCAAAACUGUGGAUUUUAAUAUGACCUGCAUUGAGGGUAAAACUCAAUGGGACAUAUAACUAAAGAUGUAAAGGAAGAAGCAAUAAUAACAAAGAACUUACAAAAUUAUGACAACCAUAACUGUGUGAGUUACAUCAAAGACCUGCUGCCACCACUAUUUUUCCACCCAGGUGUUCAAAAAGGGCAGAAGCAAUGGAGAGAGUAGAUGGAAGGGUGAUACUUCUUUUAGAUGUUCCUGGGACAGACUAAGCUCUUACCUUUUGCUCCUCUACUCAGAGGAUGGUUCCUUUUUUAAAUAAGCAUUAAACUAGAUUGACAAAAGGUUUUUUUUGGGUCAGGCAUUUAACUAAAAUUUCUAGAUGUAUACAUGAGCAUAUAUUGUGAUUGGCAUGCUUAACCAUAGCUCAUGCAUGUCACUUGUGGCCAGAUGGAUUGACUCUUUUCUGUCACACCAUACAUUCCAGGAUUGGGUAAAACCUAUAAAAUUAUUUCAAGACUGAAUUCACAAACUCCAGGAUUAAGAUCUCUUGAGGAUCAGAUUAGUAUGCAAUUAAUAUAUAUAAAACAGGGGUAGUUUCAGGAGGUGGCAACUAGCUAUCUCAGUUUUUCCUAUUAAGAUUAUUUGCUGCUUAUGGGAGAUACUCAUAGAACCCCAUAUUCUUCCAUUUUAGACUUUUUUAAAAAAAAUUGCUUCACAUUUUUUUGAAAACAUCUUGAAUACGAAAACAUCAGCUUGGCCUUCAUCUAACAUUCUAGCCGUCUACAUGGAUAUUUGUUAAUUUAUUUAUUUUGAGUAUUUGUCAUGUAUCUUCUGUUGCUAUUUUCUAAACUUGAAAGGAGAUGACCAAGGUGCUGAAACUCAUUCCCAAAAUAGGUCCAACACCUUGCUUAGUUCUUGUAAAGUUCAGACUACACCAUGGAGCAGAUCAGUUGUCUUACUAACAAGCAAGCCAUCAAUCGUGACCAAAAUUUUCAAUAUCUGCAAUCUUCUAAACACCUGCAUACUGUUUAAGCUGGGUCCUGUUAUAAACUUGGGGAUUCAUUCCACUUGUGACUGAAGCUGAUAUCUAUUGCUAAACAUUUCAUGCUUCGGCUCAUUUUAAGAAAUCUUCUUGUUGCUGCCUUGCAAAGACUGUAACUUUGCAAAGGAUAACUUCAAACAAUUUAGCAAUUUAAUGGUACCCUACACUACUUUCAUAGUUAUGAUGGCAGGAGUAUCUACACUAAUAGUGGAGGAAGCAUAUUUAAUACUGUAGUUCAAGUGCUGGUUUGUGCUAUGUUUUCUUCUCCAUUCUAUUUAAGUGACAGCAAAGUGGGUGGGAAGAGAGUGCAUUUUAAGCCACACACCAGUAGUUUAUAGUAUUCAGGUGUGUUUGAAGUUUUUAAAUUGCUGGAAAGUAACUGCUCUGGUUCCUUUGGAGGAAUGGAAAGGCAAUGAGUUAUUUCUUAUAAAAGUGAGUCUAUAAUGGCAUCUCAAUUUGCAGGGGUGCAGUGUCCCAGAACAAUAACUGUAAUUAAUUACUUUUUGUUUUGAAUCUGUUGUUUGAAACAAGUCUUCUCAAGCCACCUGCAGGAAACCAGCAAUUAUCCCCCCCCCCCAAAAAAAAACAUGCCAGGAACAAAUACCACAUUUGUGCCCAUUGGCUACUGUUGUUUCUUUUCUUCAUGGAAUCUCACCAGGGUCCAGCAACCAACAGCUCAGGAAUGAGCACUGGUCUAAAACAUUAUUGUUAUCAGAAGGAUCGUAAUAAGUUGUUUUGUCCAAAAUUCCUCCUAAAGGUACCGAAUGCAAGUCACAGAGAAUUUCAGAGACAGUGCUUGUGAUCCUGUUCAACACUGAUCUCAUGAGUAUUCCUUCCUUCCUUCCUUCCUUCCUUCCUUCCUUCCUUCCUUCUUUCCUUUGCUCUAUAUAACAUUUCAUUCUGAGGCCAAGAUCCUGUUGGAUACAGGUUGAGCAUAAAGUUCUACCAUCAUGUUCCCACUGCAAAUCUGGGAGGGUGAAAGUUGCUCCCUUUCCUCUGAUGGCACAGCAGGCUCAAGGCACUCAGACCCAAUCCUCCAGCCAACCAGCAGCUGCUUGCAUUGAAGGUGAACUACGUUUCUUCAGGUGAUGUUUCAUUGAUGGCUUGAUAUCUGGACUGGAAACAAUUCUAUAGGAUGGAGACUACAGAUGGAGAUGAUUGUACAUCAAAGGCGGAGGAUAAAGAUCCACCCCCUAGCCCUUACUCUGUUGAAACACCUUAUGGCUUCCAUUUAGAUCUUGACUUUCUCAAAUAUGUAGAUGACAUUGAAAAAGGACAUACCAUCAAAAGGAUUCCAAUUCACAGGAAGACAAAGUACCCCAAAUUCAGCACACUGCCUCGGAACUUCAGCCUUCCUGAAAAUGGAUCCAGGGCCUACUCAUCAUCUCAAAAUAAGAGCUUCCUCAAACAGAGAAAAUCUUCUUUGGGUGCAGGUGAAAGCACCUUCCCAGUCACACCUACUGACUCAUCGCCUUAUUCAGGCAUCCCAAAUGAGCCAAGCUACAGAAGAAAAGCACUCUUAAUAGAGACUAUCAGACAAGAUCCUGUGAAGCUUGAAGAGGAGACUGGCAACUGUAGAGGGCGGCCUCAGCUUUUGAGGGCAUCCAGUAUGCCUGCCACACUUCCACCCAGCCAAAAUUCAGAAGAAGAAACCCUGUUAACAUUUCUUCCAUCUUGUGAUGCAAAAAGCUCAGAAAUCAAUAUUAGUCCUGCAAAGGAAUCAUUGGAAUUUGAGAGCUUCAAAGAAACUUCAUUAACAGCUUCUGAAGGACCAUGGACUAUGAAACAGAAAAUUAGUAAGAUGGUCCUGGAUAAUGAAAGAGAGAAAGCUCAACUUAUGCUAGAUCAGAAACAAGCAGCAAAGGCAAGAAUGCACCCUAGUGCUUCAUGGGAAGGCCAGCUAUUUGUAUCUCAGGAAUUACUUGUGGUUACUGAAAGUGGAGAAGAGGAAUGUGAUGCAGCAGAGAUGAAUACCUGUCUGCCACCAGUCCAGAGUGGAUCAACCUCUUCCAUGGCCUUAGAGUACAGCCUUGAAAACCAGAUCCACGAAGAAAUAGAACUCAGCAUAUGUGAAACUGUUCCAGAAGUAUUAGAGGAGGAUGAAGUUACCCAUGCUGACACGAGACAAAUUGAAGAAAAUUUAAAUCUUGAGCCUUUACCUUCUGAAGAACCUAGCAAGAUAAUAGCCUUAAGGCAGCAUAUUGCCAUUUUGGAGGAACAGCUGAAUAACAAAACUGAAGAACUUGAGCAGAUCCGAGUAGUUUUGAAGCAGCAAGAUAAAGAGAUCAAAGCAAAAGAGAAGAGCAUUGAAAUGUUGGCAAGCUCCAAAGCAGAGUUGGAAGAGAAGCUCUGUGGGGAGAGUACCAAAGAAAUACAGUCAUCUACCCAGGCCAAAGAUGUCCUUCAAUACCACGAUGCUGCUGUUAAUACUGAGCUUGUACAGGAAAAGCUAGCUAAGGAGGCCUAUGACAAAGGGAUCAAUGUGAGCAUCACUGUGCCUAUGGAAUCUGUAGGGUGUGAUGUCUGUGAGGUUGACAAUAAGAAUUCGCAAGUCAAGGAAAUAGAUAGAAACCUGUUCCAUGUAUCCCAUAAGAUGUCAAGCAUUCCUGUCUGUGUUCAGGAGAAAGACAGUCCAUCUUUUCAGAAACAGAUAGAAACAGAACAGUGUAAUGAUUAUUCCACUCUUGAACUAAGCUACAGGGAGCUGAAAAUUGAUGAACAUGCUGAUAAUUACAACAGUCAGAAAGAAACAUACAUUGAUGCCAGUAGUCAAGAAAAUUCCUCAAGUGUUGGGACCAUUAACUCAAAGGCAGAAAGAAAUCAAUGUAUUUUUCAAGAUUUUAAGCAAGAGGAAAGCCACCAAGAACCAAAGGAUUCACCUGCAGACCCCUCUGUGGGCCAGUAUGUAAAAAAAAUCCAGGACCUUUUACAAGAGCAGUGGAUGUGUCUAGAAAAUGGGUAUCCAGAACUAGCCAGUGCAAUUAAACACCCUGCCUCAAAGCUCAGCUCCAUCCAGAAUCAACUUGUGAAUUCCUUGAAUUUACUGCUUUCGGCCUACUCAACACCAACGCCAAGAGACAAGGAGAAUUCCAACACACAGUAUCAACAGUUGGAAAUCUCCCCAAGCACAAGUCUUAAAUCUAUUAUGAAAAAGAAAGACACUGGUUACCAUGCGGGAGGUAACGGCACCAAAAAGACCCUCCAGUUUGUUGGGGUAAAUGGUGGUUAUGAAACAACAUCCAGUGAAGAUUCAAGUUGUGAAGAGACCUCCUCUGAAGGGAAUUCAGAUAGUGAGACAGAGAGAAAGUAUGGCAAUGAAGAGCAUAGACAGCAGGAUGAUGGCAAUGAAGAUGACAAAAGAACACCUGGAACUUCUCAGUUUGCAAGGCAAGAUGAUACUGGUGCAGAAGAACUGGAGGGACCCCUCAGAGGAAGCGUGCAAACACACAAGGCAGAAAGAUUUAAACCCUCUGCAGAUUUUCUGAAAGGUUGCCAGAUCUUAAGCAAACACCUGCCAGAAAUAAGAAACACAAAGGACAAAUUACUGAGGCAUGUUUUAAGUACCAUCUGCCAGGAGUGGUUCCGUAUCUCAAGCAGGAAAUCAUCCAGCCCUGAAAUAGUUGCAGCUUAUCUCCAAGACGUCGAGACAAUCCACCCCCAGUUACAGAAUAUAAUUGUAAAUUUAGCGGAUGGCAAUGGCAAUACAGCUCUUCACUACAGUGUUUCUCAUUCCAACUUUCAGAUUGUGAAACUUCUUUUAGAUACAGGUGUUUGUGAUGUGGACCAUCAGAAUAAAGCUGGCUAUACAGCAGUAAUGAUCACACCUCUAGCAUCAGCAGAGACUGAUGAAGAAAUGGAAGUUGUCACAAAGCUGUUGAGAGAAGGCAAUGUUAACAUAAGGGCAAGUCAGGGAGGACAGACUGCCUUAAUUCUGGGAGUGAGUCAUGAUAGAGAAGAUAUGGUGAAAGCCUUGCUGUCGUGUGGUGCUGAUAUAAACCUCCAGGAUGAUGCUGGUUUGUCACCAUUGAUGGUUGCUUCUCAGUAUGGCAACAUGGAGAUAGUGAAGCUUCUCUUGGAUGAUCCAGCCUGUGAUACUACAUUAACUGACAUGGCUGGAAAUUCUGCUUUGUCCAUGGCUUUGAAAUCUGCCCACAUUGAAAUUGCAGAGAUCCUCCAGGCCCACAAACAGCACAGUCGGCCUCUGAAUACAUAAAAAGAAAUGGGAAAGCAUAUCUGCAGGAAUGAGAAAUUGAUAUCAAAAGACUCAUUCUUUCAGCCAACUCUGCAACCAAUUUGUAUGCCAGUGAUUGUAGCUGAUAACUGCUGAUGUAUCUACGUAGGGAAAGGAGGAAUCAUGUCAGCUAUUUGAAUACAUUCCAGAUAGAUGAGUAACUCCCUUAGGUCUGCUUUUAUGGUCUUAAUCUAUACUUAUUAGCACAAAUGAUGCUUAGAUUAUUGCAUUGCCUUUACUAAUAUUCAUUGUACUUUCAGAAAUCGCCUCGUGUCUUCUUAAACUGUAGCAGCUUUGAGCUUAUUUUUGAUUUCUCAAAGCAUAACUCUUGGAUAAGCACAGAGAAGCUCCUUAAUAGGUUCUGAGCAAAGUUGUUUUCCAGACACUCAAUAGCUAUAUAAGAGUAAAGAGCUUUCAAAUAUGAUAGUAAAACAACCAAGCUAUGCCAGGUUCAGUGAAGAUAUACGUAGUGUGAGAUGAUUUUGAGAUACGUAAAGUAUAAGGUUACCUGAUGCCAAGAUAAAACUAUAGAUGCCUUUAUGAUGGGUAAACUCUCUUUUAAUUCCCUUAUUUCUUACUGGCUCUGGUACUGUACAAUUCUGAUCAGUCCUGAGAACCCACAGAUAUUUUUUGUGAAAGGGAAUCUAGAAAGUACCCAUCCUUCUUCCUACCACACAAGAGCAGAAGGGACAAGGGAAAGAGACAAGGGAAAACCACUAGUGCAAUAGCAUUGAUUGGUGCUGCCAGGCUAAAGUAACAAAGCAUGAUACCAGUAUUGUUCUAAGGGCCUUAAGUGGUACCAGUUGCACUAAGACUCAUACCUAGGAGCCUAACCAGACAUUACUAGAGACUUGUCUGGAUCACAGAAGGGACUUGGAUCUGAUAAAUGUUUCCCCUAUAUCCUUCAGCACCACCUCACUGUUCCAGAUGUUCUCCCAGUUUUUUGGAAUGGCGUAUAGUAGUGUGUCUGUAACAGUGAAGAUGUAAACAUUUCCAUUCUACAAGCUGAAUUUUGUUCCCUGGAGAUGCUACCAAUCCAUGCCAGAGAGUGGAAUAGUUUUCUGAAAACAAAGAACAAAAAUACUAAUAUGUAGAAUUAGUUUUUAAAAAAAUAAUUGGCUGAGAUCAUCACAGUCUGCCUGUCCUCCCCAAUGCAAGGAGAACUCACCAUUCUCCUGCUGUCCACCUUCUUGGCUAUUUAGUGGCUGGGGAAAUGCAGGGGUCAGACACACAUCAUCAUGCUAUAUUCUUGUGGCUAGACAUGUGACAUUAUCCUCCAGGACCUCCAGAGGACCCCAAGAGAUCCUACAAGAUAAUACAGAUUUCAUGCAUUGCUCAAGAAAAGUAAUGAGCACCUCCCCCUGCAAAAACCUUUAAAAACAUGUCUUAAAAAGACAUAUAUAGACCUGGUAUAUACCACCCUGAAAGGGUGGGCUGGAGGCGUCCGGUUUUCUUUCAGAGGGAUGCUGCAGCAGCCAAACUGCGCAGCGUCUCUCCGCCCCAAAAAGAACCUGGGAAAACUGGGUUCUUCUACUAUAUGCUGCACAUCGCUUAUGUCACAAUGGUGGCCCCCAUAUGGACAGGAGACUGCCAUUACGCUGCCGCAGUGAUGUGCUAGGGAUAGGAACCCUGCAGUUGGUGCGCGGUCCCUAACCCUAGAACCACCACCUGGAUGCUGCUUCUUGGCAGUAUGUACUGGGCCAUAGUUAGAUUUACACUAGGAUAUGUCACCAACAGGAUGCCAGCCAAUUAUUACGGUGCUUGUUACUUUAAAAGUAAUUCUUUAGUAAUGCAUCACUAAUAUGUUAUUUUUCUUCUCAUUUAAUUUCUUUUAAAAAUAAUAUACUUUAAAAAUAGAAGAACUGACUGAAAUGGUCAAAACCUUUUCCUGCACAAGCCCUCAUUUUCUAGAAGUGACAAGUAAACGUUACUCAUUACAGUGAUUUUUUAAAAGUAACAGCACAAGUCCUUGUGUACCUUUGCACAAAUAACAUUGUUCUCCCCUCUUCCGCUCUCCAAAAGUAACAUGUUAUAUAUAACGUCCUUAUAUGUACCAUGUUACUAGCAAGCACUGGUCGUCUCUGGUAUCCAUAUAAUCUAUUUCUAUGAAAUGUACCAUUGGGUUCAUUACUGUGUAUGUUUACUUGUCCUUGCUAACAGCCUGUGAUCUAAGGGAAGGGUUAUAAAAUGCACAGCUUGAUGACAACACAUCACACAUUGUCCAAGAAGGGAAUGAUAUAGAGCAUUAUGAUACAGAAGCGGCAUCACUAGGGUUGGUGUCACAUGAUGUGGUAACUCAUGGUGUCACUUUCCUAUUGAGCUCUUCCCAUACUACACCAUACAGAAUCCUAAGUAAUGCUUUUUGUACCAAUGGUACUCAUAAAUCGCAAUUCCCAUGUGUCAUUGAAUGUAAUGGCAAUAGUUGUGACAUAAAAAAACUAGCAAACAUUUUAAGGUUACAAUUAGAUUAUAAAUUACAAUAUCAUACACAAAUCCUAAAUAUACUUACAUGUACAUUGUUUCAUGUGGUUAAAGUGAACAUUUGGUAAGAUGUGAUGUUUUUAAAGAAAAUUUUAAAUUUUAAAAUUUAAAUUUCUUUAAAACCUGGGACUACUCCUUUCUCUUUACACCGAGCCUUUUCCCACUCACACCAUCCUUUCAGCAUUUUAAAGGGACACAGGCGCACACAAGCCCAUUUCUGUCAAAAAUGCAGAUAUUUGGGGAGUAAUUGUAUAAAAACCCCGCUAGGGUGCCACAUGAUACUCCACCUAGGAUGCCCUUGCAAUACAAAUGCUGACACUGGUACAUCCUCUUAUUGGUCUAGCCUGUAGAAAGUGAUCUUGUUUAUAAACUGAAAGUCCAGCAUAUAUCUCUUAUAGCAUAUGAUUUUUCCAGUUUGGCUACAAGCACAGUAGUAAAGCAAUAUUUUUAAACAUGUUUUUUAAAACUUUAAAUAAUUGUUAUUUGUAAUCAGCUGUCUCAAAGCAUGUUUCAAUUAAACUGUAAAUUGUAUUGUG
Sceloporus undulatus (fence lizard) is the source of this 9551-nucleotide messenger RNA. It is a transcript of the gene KANK4, whose product is annotated as KN motif and ankyrin repeat domains 4. The transcript has 10 exons. Gene Ontology annotation, molecular function: protein binding. NCBI's taxonomy places the organism in Eukaryota, Metazoa, Chordata, Lepidosauria, Squamata, Phrynosomatidae. The record is from RefSeq and is a predicted model, not a curated record. Gene Ontology annotation, cellular component: cytoskeleton; cytoplasm. The coding region runs from base 3439 to 6516 and encodes 1025 amino acids. Gene Ontology annotation, biological process: negative regulation of actin filament polymerization.